Molecule: messenger RNA, 3589 nt
Organism: Labeo rohita (rohu)
Lineage: Eukaryota; Metazoa; Chordata; Actinopteri; Cypriniformes; Cyprinidae
Gene: taok3a
Product: TAO kinase 3a
Biological process (GO): protein phosphorylation; execution phase of apoptosis
Molecular function (GO): ATP binding; protein kinase activity
Source: RefSeq, a predicted model, not a curated record
UCAGUCAAAGAACAAGAAGAUUUUCUGAAGUUGCCUGUAGGCUAAAGACUUCUGCUCUUCAGUCAUGCACUAUUAUCUCGGUCAGGCAAAGCAGGUAAAUGCCGGGCCUGCUGAAUGAAGGCGAGCAGAAGCACGUGGACAUCAGAGGUUCUGUUUAACUCAUGAUGCCGACGUCCACGCGGAAGGGGGGACUGAAAGACCCGGAGUUUGCCAACCUCUUUUUCAAAGAUGACCCAGAAGAAGUCUUCUGCGACCUACACGAAAUUGGCCAUGGGAGUUUCGGAGCAGUGUACUUUGCCCGAAACUCCUAUUCCAACGAGGUGGUGGCCAUUAAGAAGAUGUCCUACAAUGGCAAGCAGACCACCGAGAAAUGGCAGGACAUCAUUAAAGAGGUGAAAUUUUUGGAACAGCUGCGACAUCCAAACACCAUUGAAUACAAAGGCUGCUACUUGAAGGACAACACAGCAUGGCUUGUGAUGGAGUAUUGUCUCGGCUCUGCUUCAGACUUGUUAGAGGUUCACAAGAAGCCUCUCCAAGAGGUUGAAAUUGCUGCCAUUACCCAUGGUGCCUUGCUAGGACUGGCUUACCUACAUUCCCAUAACAUGAUCCACAGAGACGUGAAGGCUGGUAAUAUCCUGCUGACAGAGCCUGGUCAGGUCAAACUGGCGGAUUUUGGCUCUGCUUCCAUUGCUUCUCCUGCCAACUCCUUUGUGGGAACCCCAUAUUGGAUGGCUCCAGAAGUGAUUUUAGCUAUGGAUGAAGGCCAGUAUGAGGGGAAGGUGGACGUCUGGUCUCUGGGGAUCACUUGCAUAGAGCUGGCUGAACGCAAGCCUCCUCUCUUCAACAUGAACGCUAUGAGUGCCUUAUACCACAUCGCCCAAAACGACUCUCCCACCUUACAGUCCAAUGAGUGGUCGGAUGCAUUCCGGAGUUUCGUUGACUACUGCCUACUAAAAAUUCCUCAGGACAGACCCUCCUCAGCAGAGCUCCUGCGGCAUGAGUUCGUGAGGAGAGAGCGUCCUCCACGGGUCCUCAUCGAUCUGAUCCAGAGGACGAAGGAUGCGGUCAGAGAGCUGGACAACCUGCAGUAUCGUAAAAUGAAGAAAAUCCUCUACCAAGAGAAACACAACGGCCCAAUGGGGGAGUCUCAGGAAGAGGAGGAGGAUGGCGAUCAGGCAGGCUGUAAGAUGAACAGUUUGGGCAGUAAUCAUUCCAUCCCCAGCACCUCCGUGAGCACCGGCAGUCAGAGCAGCAGCGUCAACAGCCUGCAGGAGGUGCCAGAUGACUCCUGCUCCGAGCUGCACCACGACUACGACAGCACCCUAGAGUCUUCCACGCACCACAAAAAGGUCCCAGACACAUACACACCGCCAGAAAUCACCACAAGUUUUAAGGAUCAUCAGUAUAUCCGUGAUGACCUUCCUCAUCGGGACCACCGGUCGGACCUGCGACCGUCCUCGUCGGAACGAGCUCAGGCUCAUAACUAUAAAAACCGCGAGCGCUUCGCCACCAUCAAGUCAGCCUCACUGGUAACACGUCAGAUUCAUGAACAUGAGCAGGAAAAUGAGCUCAGAGAGCAGAUGUCGGGGUACAAACGCAUGCGACGGCAACACCAGAAGCAGCUGAUCGCUCUGGAGAACAAGCUGAAGGCAGAGAUGGAUGAGCACAGACUGAAGCUCCAAAAAGAACUGGAAACCCACGCCAACAAUGCCUUCAUUGAGCUGGAGAAACUUGCCAAGAAGCACGCCAUCCAAACAGACAAAGAAAUGAAAACACUGGCAGCUGAUGAGAAGAAAUUCCAGCAGCAAAUCAUGGCCCAGCAGAAGAAAGAGCUCACCAACUUCCUUGAUAACCAGAAGAAACAGUAUAAGCUGUGCAAGGAGAAAAUCAAAGAGGAAAUGAGUGAAGACCACAGCACACCUAAGAAAGAGAAGCAGGAGAGGCUGUCCAAGCACAAGGAGAACAUCCAGCACUCUCAGGCUGAAGAGGAGGCUCAGCUUCUGGGUCAGCAGAGGGCUUUCUACGAUAGGAACUGCAGAGCCUUCAAACGCAAGAUCAUGGUCAAGAGGCACGAGUUUGAGCAGGAGCAGUUACGAGAGGAGUUGAAUAAGAAGAAAACCCAGAAGGAAAUGGAGCAUGCUAUGUUGAUCAGGCAAGACGAGUCGACCCAAGAACUUGAGCACAGACAGCUGAAGACGCUACAGAAACUUCGCAUGGAUCUGAUCCGACUGCAGCACCAAACAGAGCUGGAGAACCAGAUCGAGUACAACAACCGGCGAGAAAGAGAACUGCACAGGAAACAUGUGCUCGAACUACGGCAGCAGCCCAAGAACCUCAAGGCUAUGGAGCUCCAGAUAAAGAAACAGUUCCAGGAUACGUGUAAAGUCCAGACAAAGCAGUACAAGGCCCUGCGGCACCAUCAGCUAGAGGUGACCCCCAAAAGCGAGCACAAGACGGUGCUGAAAGCCCUGAAGGAUGAGCAGACGCGCAAACUGGCCAUCCUGGCUGAGCAGUACGAGCAGAGCAUCAAUGAGAUGAUGGCAUCACAAGCACUCCGUCUGGAUGAGGCUCAGGAGGCCGAGUGCCAGGCACUGAGGCAGCAGCUGCAGCAGGAGAUGGAGUUACUCAAUGCGUACCAGAGCAAGAUCAAGAUUCAGACCGAGGCUCAGCACGAGCGCGAGCAACAGAAACUGGAGCAGAAAGUCUCACUGCGCCGAGCACACCUUGAACAGAAGAUUGAGGAGGAGCUGGCUUCUCUUCAGAAAGAGCGCACUGACCGAAUCAAACACCUGCUGGACCGUCAGGAGAGAGAAGUCGACGCCUUCGACAUGGAGAGCCUUCGUAUGGGUUUCAAUAACUUGGGUGCUUUGGACUACCCUAAAGAUGACUACAGAUGAGACCAUAACACUCCACCGUCCUCCCUCUUUCCUGCUCGUCCACCUUUUUUGUUUUUGUUUUUGGAACAAAUCUGCUGUUUUUUGCUACUGACAGUCCUAUCAAUCCUCUGGGCUGGUGCCUGCACAGGCCUUACAAAUUUCUAGACACGUCAUGGGAUAACAUGCUGGAUAACGUCCUUUAGUUGUCUCUUUUUAUAUAUAAAUAUUAUAUACGAGACGAUUAAAUCUGUCAGUGUUGAUGUCAAUGUUUUCUCGUGCAAUGAUAACACUUUCAGUGUAAUUGAAAUGAAAAAAAUAGAGAUUUCAAGACAAAAGCAAUAUGAACGGGGGGUUUGUAUUGCUGAUUUUAAUCCAGAUGCACUUGUGCACAUUUUUUUGUUUUUGCUAAUUUUUUUGACAGGCUGUGUGAUUUAAGAAUUUUUUUAAACAGUUUUUUGUUUUUUGCAGCCUCCUGCCUCUUGCUGCUUGAAUCUCUAUUUGGUAUUUAUUCACCCAGAGAAAAUGGAAAAAAUACCUUUUAUGAAGUAUUGAAGAAAUUUGAUAAAGUUUGCGUAUUAAAAAAAUGUACAUAUUUGAUAGUUGCAUCUGUGACUCUGAGAUUCUUAUGGUAAUCGAAUAUGAUUUUUUUUUUUUUUCCUUUUGUUGUUUUUUUUGGGAGAACCCGCUGCAUUCAUAUGUACGAUACCGUAAUU